Messenger RNA from Aethina tumida (small hive beetle), 1879 nucleotides. RefSeq names its product T-complex protein 1 subunit eta (gene CCT7). Gene Ontology annotation, molecular function: ATP-dependent protein folding chaperone; ATP hydrolysis activity; ATP binding. The coding region runs from base 148 to 1767 and encodes 539 amino acids. Gene Ontology annotation, biological process: protein folding. The record is from RefSeq and is a predicted model, not a curated record. NCBI's taxonomy places the organism in Eukaryota, Metazoa, Arthropoda, Insecta, Coleoptera, Nitidulidae. The transcript is spliced from 3 exons. Gene Ontology annotation, cellular component: chaperonin-containing T-complex.
UGUGUUUAAAAUACUAAGAUAAAAAACAAAUUGGUAACACUGCGUCCGCCAUAUUCCUCAAAUAAAUCAAUCAAGGCAGUCACGUUUUUCUAGAAAAGAGGAACAUUUUCAAUCACUUUGUGUCGUUACAAACGAAGUUUAAAAAAAAUGAUGCAACCACAAAUUGUCCUUUUGAAAGAAGGAACAGAUACUUCUCAGGGCAAACCACAACUGAUCUCGAAUAUAAAUGCCUGCCAAACAGUUGUGGACGCUGUACGUACCACUUUAGGUCCCCGUGGGUUGGAUAAGCUAAUCGUCCAACAAAACGGCAAAGCGACAAUUUCCAAUGAUGGGGCGACUAUUAUGAAGCUUUUAGAUAUCGUCCAUCCCGGUGCUAAAACACUUGUUGACAUUGCUAAAUCACAAGAUGCUGAAGUAGGGGACGGCACCACCAGUGUGGUACUCUUAGCUGGAGAGUUCUUGAAACAAAUCAAACCUUAUGUGGAAGAGGGUGUGCAUCCUAGAAUUAUCAUCAAAGCAGUCAGAAGAUCCUUACAAUUGUGCCUAGAAAAAAUUAGCGAGAUGUCUGUUAAAAUCAACAAGGCAAAUGCUGCUGAGUUCCGCUCACUACUAGAAAAAUGUGCUGCCACAGCAAUGAGUUCUAAGUUAAUCAAUCAGCAGCGCGACUUUUUCUCUAAAAUGGUUGUGGAUGCUGUUCUACUUUUGGAUGAGCUCCUCCCACUCAACAUGAUUGGAAUUAAAAAAGUCCAAGGUGGUGGACUUGAGGAGUCCAUUCUUGUAGCUGGGGUGGCUUUUAAGAAGACUUUCUCCUAUGCUGGCUUUGAAAUGCAACCCAAGGUUUACAAGAACUGUAAAAUUGCACUGCUGAAUAUUGAACUGGAACUCAAGGCUGAAAGGGACAAUGCUGAGGUUCGUGUGGAUAAUGUUAAAGAGUAUCAGAAGAUUGUUGAUGCUGAAUGGAACAUUCUUUAUGAUAAACUUAAGAAGGUUCACGAGUCUGGUGCCAACGUUGUUCUCUCAAAAUUGCCCAUUGGAGAUGUAGCUACACAAUUCUUUGCUGACAGGGACAUGUUCUGCGCUGGUCGCGUACAAGAAGAAGAUUUAAAACGCACCCUUAAGGCUUGUGGUGGUGCCAUAAUGACCACAGUGAAUGACCUCAAAGAUUCGGUUUUGGGCAAAUGCGAGUUGUUCGAGGAACGUCAGAUUGGUGGUGAACGUUACAACUUUUUCAAGGGAUGUCCAAAUGCCAAGACUUGUACCAUGAUUCUACGUGGCGGUUCUGAACAGUUCCUGGAGGAGACUGAAAGAUCUUUGCAUGAUGCCAUUAUGAUCGUUAGAAGAACGAUUAAAAAUGAUGCCAUCGUUGCUGGGGGCGGUGCCAUCGAGAUGGAGUUGUCCAGAAUGUUACGCGAUCAUUCCAGGACGAUCGCCGGCAAAGAACAAUUGCUCAUUGGGGCAAUUGCAAAGUCCUUGGAAGUGAUUCCAAGACAAUUGUGCGACAACGCCGGAUUCGACGCCACAAACAUACUCAACAAACUCAGACAGAAACAUGCACAAGGUAACUGCUGGUAUGGAGUUGAUAUUAACAAGGAAGAUGUAGCUGACAAUUUCGAAGCAUGCGUCUGGGAACCAGCCAUUAUUAAGGUGAACGCCUUGACUGCUGCCGCAGAGGCGACCUGUUUGAUUUUGUCUAUUGAUGAAACCAUCAAGAACCAAAAGUCUGAGGCACCGCCUCAAAUGGGACGCGGUAUGGGGCGGCCAAUGUAAUUUUGGUAACAUGUUAAAACUUCAUUGAUCUUAUUUAUAUAAUACUGUUUAACUCUUGAUUAUCUAUCAUCAUUGCACCACAUAACUUUUCUAAUAAAAGCUUUAAUAAUGA